This is a messenger RNA of Tachysurus vachellii, 5808 nucleotides long. It is a transcript of the gene gramd1ba, whose product is annotated as GRAM domain containing 1Ba. Gene Ontology annotation, cellular component: endoplasmic reticulum membrane; plasma membrane; endoplasmic reticulum-plasma membrane contact site. The transcript has 17 exons. Gene Ontology annotation, molecular function: sterol binding; sterol transfer activity. The record is from RefSeq and is a predicted model, not a curated record. Lineage: Eukaryota; Metazoa; Chordata; Actinopteri; Siluriformes; Bagridae. Bases 810 to 2903 code for a protein of 697 amino acids. Gene Ontology annotation, biological process: intracellular sterol transport.
CACACCAGGGGCGUCGUCGUAAAUCUCAAUGCCCCCUCAAGGUUGGGGGGAGGUGUGACAGUCCUGUAGCGGAGAACACACUUCUGCACCUCGACCCCUCCUCUUGAUUCUCCUGCUUUUCUUAUUGGCUCAUGUCUAGCCUUGUACACUUCCCCCUUUUCUUCAGCACACAAACAUUCCCCGACUUUCUCCUCCCCUCCUGCACUGUUGUUUUCUAGGAAACCUUCAAGAGAUCUGGGCAAAACUGUUGUUUGUCUUGGUUCAUUUGUGUAGGGAGCUCCAGUCCUGUUUCUCAACCUGCAGGAAUCCUGUUCGACCUCGCCUCUUUUCAAGGAAUUGUGUUCGAGUUCUUCCAGCUUUUAUUCCUAAAGGACUGCAUCGCAACAAGCAGAGUUUAAAGAGUUUACUUUUUCAAACUGAAGGGCUAAGAUGCAGCAAAAGAAAGGAAAAGCAGUUUGAAACAAAGUUCUGGUGAAAUCUACAUGUGGAUUUGUCCACAGCUUCCUGUGUUGUGUCACGGUUUCCUGAGACAGUCGAGAGAAGUGACGUUCCUGGACUUGAUGCACAAGCUGGAUGAUGACAGAUAGCAUGUAUCCAAAAGAUUGAGGAGGUUACUGAAGUUCAUCUGAGAGCUACGCUGUACUCCGGUGCUUGCUCUUGGUCUCAACACACUAACUAGAUAAAUCGUCCUCCAGGAAGACAGAUCUUUGACUUGCCUAAAGUAGACGCCAUCAGUCAACUGGGUUUAACAGCUGUAGUGGAUGAACUUUUGUGAACUUUCUUUAUUCGAACCGACAUAAACGGUCAGCAUGGCAAGUGAGACGGACUUGCUGUGUGACUGGGAGACGGUUCAGCACCCUGAAGGACUUCAGCAUUGUUGGACUUGGUGGGAAUGGGAGUUUGAGAGAAUUCCAGCAGUAAGUGAUCAGCGAGAACACAAAAAGGUCUUAAGCCCCACGUAUAAGCAACGCAAUGAGGACUUCAGGAAACUCUUCAAGCAGCUACCUGACACUGAACGCCUCAUUGUGGACUACUCAUGUGCCCUGCAGAGAGACAUUCUUCUACAGGGUCGCCUCUACCUCUCUGAAAACUGGAUUUGCUUCUACAGCAACAUCUUCCGCUGGGAAACACUGCUGAUGGUGCGUCUGAAGGACAUCUGUUCCAUGACUAAGGAGAAGACGGCACGGCUCAUCCCCAACGCCAUCCAGCUCUGUACUGACAACGAGAAGCACUUUUUUACCUCAUUUGGUGCACGGGACCGGACCUACAUGAUGAUGUUCCGUCUCUGGCAGAACGCUCUUCUGGACAAGCCGUUGUGUCCCAAAGAGCUGUGGCACUUUGUCCAUCAGUGCUACGGGAACGAGCUGGGCUUGACGAGCGAUGACGAGGAUUACGUGCCUCCAGACGAUGACUUUAACACCAUGGGCUGUUGCCCCCCUCCCUGGUGCAGGUACUGUGAGGAGAUCCCACCUGAGGAGAACGAGGCUCAGGACACGUGCACCAAAACCCCUGAGGUCAAAAUGGACACCAGUCCGCAGCUGCCCAAGAAAUCCUUCACCAGCAAUAACCUCCCUUCAACGUGCAGCAUCGAACCACCCGGCCAUUAUGACGUUCCACCAGAGGAAGAGUUUUCCGGAUGUCUUCCUGACGAGCUCCUAAGUCUGCCUUUACCAGAUAACAAGCCGAGUGGUCCAGCGUCCUCGCCGUCGCUCGACUUCAACGACAACGAGGAUCUUCCAACUGAGCUGAGCGACUCGUCAGAAACCCACGAUGAUGGAGAAGUCCAAGCUUUCCACGAGGACCUACAUGGGAAACAGUACAUCAACAAGGUGUACAAGUUUAGCGUGGACAAGCUGUACGAUCUCCUCUUCACAGAGUCACAGUUCAUGCGGGACUUCCUGGAGCUACGCCGCUUCUCUGAUGUGGUGUAUCGUCCGUGGAAGAAGGAAGAGUUGGGAGACCAGAGCAGAGAGAUUAUGUACACCAUCGCCAUCACCAACCCCCUAGCCCCAAAAACUGCUACAGUCACCGAGACUCAGACUCUGUACAAAGCCAGCCAGGAGAGCGAAUGUUACAUUAUUGAUGCUGAAGUGAUCACUCACGACGUCCCUUAUCACGACUACUUCUACACGCUCAACCGCUACAUGCUCACCAGGGUGGCUAAGAACAAGUGCAGACUGAGGGUUUCCACCGAGCUGCGCUACAGAAAACAUCCGUGGGGUCUCGUCAAGGGCUUUAUCGAGAGAAACUUCUGGAGCGGCCUUGAUGAAUAUUUCAGAUAUUUAGAACUGGAGCUGAGUAAAGCCGAGGUCGCUCUAAACAAACCCCACAGACCUUCUCCCAAAGCCAAAGCCACACGUUCGUCCACAGUGAGACGACACCGGAAACGAGCGGCGGGUCACCUGAGGCCGCAGCACCUGGACGAGGAGCUGAGCGCCGUCACCACGGCCGAGGACGACGAGGUCAUCCAAUGCAUCAAACACGUGGCAGGAUCCACGCAGACGCGGCACUUCCCCGACCCGGCCGCAGGAGGUCUGGCACUUUACGGCGUUUCCAAACUGCUGCUCAUCAUCAGCUUCGCCCUGGUGCUGCUGGUUCUCCUGAACAUGAUGCUCUUCUAUAAGCUGUGGACGCUGGAGCACACCACACAGAGCUUAGCGUCGCUGCAGGGCCUCCGAGCUCACGAUAGCAGUAAACUUCCCCAAACGCAGAUGGAGUGGGCUCAGCUCCUGGAGUCGCAGCAGCGUUACCAUGACGACGAGCUGGAGAAGUGGCGGCAGAUAAUCAAGUCGUCUGUGGUUUUGUUAGACGAGAUGAGAAGAUCUUUACUGAACCUGCAGAAGGGAAUCGGUAUGAGAGACGACGGAUCGGCCGCCGAGGACAAGCGGAAUCGGUACCACUGACGGGAGCGAAGAUCUCGGGCCGAACCGACAAGCCGUGCAAUAAGAAGAGCGCAGAACGGGGAACCUCGCAGGAGCCGCCUCGCUCCUCUCCUGUCCAGCGCCGCUCGCUGAGCACCGAUUGCAAAAAGCAUCUGACCCACAGAUCGUCCUGAUCUGCAGGGCCAAAAAUGACUCCUGAUUCAUUCAUUCAUUCAUUCAUUCAUUCAUUUAUUCAUUCAAGGACUCGUUUGAGUGUUAAACGCACACGCAGCAACAUCUCAGCUGCACCACCACCAUCACUUUAAACACCAUCACUUUCACCACCACCACCCAUCUGUUUUUAGAUUUUUUUAACCAUUCAGGGGUCCGGGACCAGGUUAACCUUUGACCUAUUAUCUAUUUAAGUGUUGAAGAACGCAGAAAUCAUAUCACGAUGACACACAGAUUUCUAAUUUCUAAGUAGAGCUAUAUUUGUUGCCAGAGCUACAUUUCUACCGAAGCUUCCAUGGAAAAAUCGGGGCUGGACCCCGGAGAGCUUGUGCCAUGGUGCUAAUUAUGCAUAAAUGCCCACGUUAUGCAGUUCCUGGUUUAUUUCCGUCCGAGCGCAGAGUCGCUUCUUUCUCUAAUCCGAACAUUUUAUUGCCUGGAUACGUGGAAGGCCAACGGUGACGGUGUUAGCGGGGAAACAGGAAGCGUGACGGAUUUCCUCAGAAAUACUUUCCUGUAUUUCAUUUUGCACAAAUCUGUUUGUCAUCUGUUCUUUUUGUUUCUUUUUUUUUCAAGCAACAUUGAACUGUACACGAUUCUGAGCCAAUUUUAUUUAUACUCUUCGUCCAUUCAGUGUUCUGUGUUGUUUUUUUGUUUUUUUUGUUACAUGAUCUGAAGAAAAUCUGUGAGUCGGUUUAUCGUGAAAAUCUUGGCAUGUGCUGAUAUUUCGUAACUUUUAUCGUAACUUACGGGAAAAAAAAAAAUCUUACGAUGUUUUAUUCACCAAAAAAAAAAAAAAAAAAGGGCAGCUAUCGAGCUGUCUCAUAAUUCGCUCGUGUUUGGAGGCAGCGCUUUGAUAUCUCUGAAAGUACCAAAAUAAGGCAUUGAAACUUCGCCACGUUGCUAGGUUACCGUCGAACGGUUAACGCUAGCUAACCAAGAAAUCCGUUAUUUUCCGGUCGUAAAUAAUCCUUGAAUCUGAUUGGUCAGAAGGACGAAUUGAUUGAUUUCCUGCACGUCGCAGGUUUAUGUUAACGCUCUCUGAUACUCAGACCGGAUCGUUCCUAUAGUAACAGCUCGCUCACGGUUAUGUUUAGAGGUUAAAUGGAGCUGUUUUUACGUAACACUGAUGGAAGUGUCUCAAGUGUCAACAUCAGCGGUAAAGCUGGAACGUUUUACGGUUUUCAGGACAGAAGAGUUUUAUCUUCUUGUUAACUUCAAUACGGAUUAUAAACAGCGAGGCUGGUGCAACGUAAUAAACCGAUCAGCGUCACAUAUCCGGUGCAGACUAGUGACCGUCGAGCCACGUUUUCUUUCCUGAGUUUCGUUUCUUUUUGUUUUCACGCCGCAUGGUUGAAGUAUAAGAGGAGCGCAAAGAUAACGGUUUCUUUUCAGUAUUAUAUUUCCGUCUGUUUGAGCUCCACGUCGCCGCUUUUAUUUAUUUAUUUAUCCGCCAUAUUCUUCGAUCCAGAUCGACGCAGGGAUUCGAACCUACAACCUUCUGAUGUGUGAAGUUUUUCUCCCGAACCUUCUUAUACAAGCUGUGAAGACUCCUCGGGACCGAUACGGAAAAGUCGUCUAAAGCGCGGCUCGCCCGAUUGACUCGGGUGUUUAAUUGCUAAUAACCUGCGUUCUGUCAGGAGUCAGUUUUUACUUUAGGGUUUUUUUUUUUUUUUUACAUCAUGAACGUUACUGCGAUAUCUGAGAGUCUGCUGCAUGAUGUUUAUCAUGAAAAACAUGGGGGGGGGUUCGCCUCACACCUCCAGGGUUGGGGGUUCGAUUCCCACCUCCACCUUGUGUGUGUGAAGUUUGCAUGUUCUCCCCGUGCCUCGGGGGUUUCCUCCGGGUACUCCGGUUUCCUCCCCCGGUCCAAAGACAUGCAUGGUAGGUUGAUUGGCAUCUCUGGAAAAUUGUCCGUAGUGUGUGAUUGCGUGAGUGAAUGAGAGUGUGUGUGUGUGUGUGUGUGCGCCCUGCGAUGGGUUGGCACUCCAUCCAGGGUGUAUCCUGCCUUGAUGCCCGAUGACGCCUGAGAUAGGCACAGGCUCCCCGUGACCCGAGGUAGUUCGGAUAAGCGGUAAAGAAUGAGUGAGUGAGAGAGAGUGAUUCGGAAGCUAGAGCGUUAGCAUUCCAGAAGACCUUAUGAAGCGCUGCUCCUUUAUCUCUGGAGCAUCUCAGUAUGACUCAUCAGGGGGCGUGGAUAAGAUAAGAUGACUCCGCCUACAUUUCCCUUAAUCUUCUUCAACAAGUCUUUGAAUAGUCAAAGCCAUGAGUUACGGAUCAGUUCAUGAUAGUAAAAAAAAAAUAAACUGUUUAUUUUAUCAGAAGGAGCUGCUUUAUGAAUGCCAAAUAAUCCCUCCUUAAUCUCUCUCUUUUUUUUUUUUUUUUUUUGUUGUUGUUAUUCGUUUCUACAAAAGUAUCUACAAGAAGUAGCUACAAACUUAAGUAUUACAAUCCUCACUGUAACGGUGCAAACGGAGGCUGUACGUGCUUCAAAUCUUUCAUGUUUUUAUUAUUACGAUUAUUUUAAUGGACAUAUACGGAGCUGAAAUAUUUAUACUGAUAUUAUAAUGGAUGUACAUGUUGUAUAUGUAUAGUUGCUGUGUCUAUAUGGGGGAAAAAAAGGCUCCAGCGUGUCGCUGGUUCGAGAGCUGGCAGUCGGAGAGUCAAAGAUUUAUGUCAUCAACAAAAACGGGCGGAAGGAAUAAAGCUAUUUAAGAGA